Molecule: messenger RNA, 4067 nt
Organism: Mizuhopecten yessoensis (Yesso scallop)
Lineage: Eukaryota; Metazoa; Mollusca; Bivalvia; Pectinida; Pectinidae
Product: denticleless protein homolog
Exons: 15
Coding region: 29-2311 (760 amino acids)
Biological process (GO): mitotic G2 DNA damage checkpoint signaling; proteasome-mediated ubiquitin-dependent protein catabolic process
Cellular component (GO): nucleus
Molecular function (GO): protein-macromolecule adaptor activity; protein binding
Source: RefSeq, a predicted model, not a curated record
AAAAUCGGUUCGCGGCAAAACAAGGAGGAUGUUUACAAAUAUAUUUACACGAUCUACUGGUGAAAAUCGGAUCAAAAGGGGUUUCAGCAAGCAAAUAGAUACAUCCAACUUCUUAGAAUGUCUGGAAUGUUACAGGACGGAUGAAUAUAUGAUAGUUGGUUCUGAUGAUGGGGCUCUUGUUCCACCAAUUGCCUGUGAAUUUUCAAAGCAAGGCCUUGGGAACAUCCUAGCUUUGGUAGAUGAAAGUGGGGGCACCAUCAUACAAGAUACAAAUAAGACAGGUCAAUCUGCUCUCCUCUCUGAUUGGCAGGCCCACAGUAAUGCUAUAUUUGAUCUGGCAUGGGUUCCCUUGGAGAACAAACUGGUAACAGCGUCGGGGGAUCAGACAGCGGUGUUAUGGGAUGUGCCUACAGCCGAGAAACUGGACGUGUUCAAGGGCCACACCAGCAGUGUCAGGACAGUGGCAUUCAGGAGUGAUGACUCAGCUGUGUUCGCUACAGGAUCCCGAGAUGGACAUGUAAUGGUAUGGGACACCAGGUGUAACAGAAAAGAUGGAUUUCUGUCACCUGUUAAUACUAUACAUAAUGCCCAUGCAUUACAACAAACAUCUGUACGCAAACCCCGAAACAGGCAAAAGCUGGGACCUGCCAGGGACAGUCAACAAAGUGUUACAGUAGUGACAUUUCAAACAGACACCACGCUAAUUUCAGCUGGGGCAGUGGAUGGAUGUGUGAAAUUCUGGGAUCUGAGGAAGACAUAUAGUCUGAUGACUUCCACGCCGGAGUCGAGACACACUAUUCCUUACAGCGGUACCAGUCAGAGGAAGCAUGGGUUUACAAGUCUCACGAUGGAUACAUACAAAAGCAACCUUUUUGCCAGCUGUACAGAUGAUAUUGUGUACCAGUAUGACAUCACCACCAUGAUGCCGAGACUUGUACAUCAAUAUAAAGGCCACAGAAACAACUCGUUUUAUGUGAAGACCAGCAUCAGUCCUGAUAAUCAGUUCCUCCUCAGUGGAUCAUCUGAUGAGGUCGCUCACAUCUGGCAGGUGGGUAAACCGAAUCAAAGCCCCAUUGUACUAAAGGGACAUAAAGCAGAAGUGUCGGAUGUGGCAUGGUCACCUUACGACCUAAGCAAGGUUGUGACUUUAUCGGAUGACAACUCUUUGAGAGUGUGGAGAAUUAAUAGAAGACUUUCUCCUCCUGGACCUGAGGAGGUAGUUGGAACAGCCGAGAGAACUCACCGAGAAAUAGGUACAUCAGCAAGGCAACUUGAUGAGAAAGAAAACCCUGAACAAGUUUUGUCAACAAAACAACAUCCAACAAGCCUAGGAGAUAAACCAAACAAAACUCCAAACCUAAAAAAGAGAUCAUCUGCUGAAAUUUCACCAGGUAGUCUUCCUAAAUCCUCACCUUCUAUCAAACAUUGGUUGAGUGGAAAGAAAACACCAUCGUCCAAAGUUCUGGGCAAAGGUGAUUCUUGUACAAGUGAUUCACCAGGAUCUAAAUCUGGAAGAAAAAGACAAUGUAAGAGAAAACUGGUGUCUGACUCGCCUGAUCAAAAUCCUUCAAAACGACAGAAUGUAUUACCGGACCGACCUUUCAAUGCUGACCUACAUAGUCCACACAAAAGUGCCAGCCCAACCAUUGCAGCUUUUAGGAAUGAAUAUGGAGCUUGUUCCAAAUCUCCUGUGAGGAGCAGUCCUCAAAAAUGGAAUAGCCCACAGAAAUUUAGUAGUCCACGGAAAAUAGAAUUGAACUUCAACAGUCCAAGAAAAUUGAAUUUAGACAUAGACAGCCCAAGGAAGUUCACAACUAGCCCGAUUAGUUCAAGUUUGAACAAAGAUAGUCCAAAGAACUCUAACAGUCCUGAAGUUUUAAAUUUGCACAUGCCUCGGCAGUGUAUUACCAAACAAUCUGUGGCUACAGCAUCACCUACUGUUGAUCUCCCAAACCUUGUUUUGUCUGGAGAAGUUAACCGUAUAAAUGUAUGUUACCCCAUGGGCAAGGAGAACAGUCCAAGAAAAGGCACCCCACCUAUGAACUGGUUAAAACAGAUAAGACAACAGAAGUUAGGGAAGGAAGGGGAAACAGACCAGAGGCUGAAGUUCAGUCCCUGUAGAAGUCUGUUCUACAACAGUGCGGAUUCUUCACCUGCUCACAGUGUAGAAAGCUGCCAACCAAACCAUGAGGGACCUAGUCAGAACAACAGUCAGUCCGAAGAGGAACCAAAGACGCCAGUCAUAGGGAUGAAGUCUCUAAGACAUUAUUUCAAGCCUCGCCCAUCUCCCAAGGUGGAUCCUGUGGGAUGACAAUUCUCAUGCUGGAAUUUGGGAGUACAGUUGGACCAAUUUUGAACUUGUCACCUCAAAGCCUUGAGGACACAAUAGCAAGUGGACAAGUUAAUAAUUCUGAAUAAAUGAAACGAACAGUUAAGGAUCUAAUAAUGGAUUCAUUUGUGUAUGGGUGAUUGAAAGUUUCAGUUAAUUUUCUUUUAACAUAGCAUAUUUUUUUACUGCUUUACAAAAGCAAUGUUUUGAGGAAAGAUAUGAAAUAAUGUGGAUCUAUUUCAUAAAUUGCAUAAUGACUCCGAUUUUCUGUAAUGUAUUUUUGGACAAACUUCUCGUUUAAGAAGAUCAUGUCAGAAUAAAUAUUUUCAAAAAUAAGGUACAUUGUAUAUGUGUUUAAGAUGAAUUAAUUGUAAUUGAUAACCUGACUUAUCUAACUCUGAGGAGAUAUAUAAUAUAAGAAAUGUUGUAUUCAAUGUUGGUAAUUUUGUAACAUGUGCAAGUAAUGUUGCUGUCUUUUUGUAUCUUAUGUUGGUGCAACAGAUUAUUACAUUAAGCAAUGUUGCUGUAAGCAUGUACGUAAUGUUUCAAAUACUAGUGGUACAUGUGGCAGUUAUAUAUGGCCUGCGGUCCACAUACAAAUUGUUUUGUUCUAUUGUGAACACCUACUGUUCCUCGUCAUGCAUCUUGCAUCCAAACAAUUCACAUUUUUUACUCUUCCAAAACCAUAGAACCUAUUUUUUUUUUUAAAUCAAGACAUUUUCAUGGCUUAAACCAUAUAUACCAAAAGUGUGAAUUAUGUAAAUCUAACCUCCCAGGGGCCUGAGGGGAUUGGCCAAAAAAGCUUAAAUUUGUAAAAAAAAAAUAAAAAAAUCAACAAACUUCUUCAGACUCAGAUAUGCUUUAGUGCUUAGAAUUACACACAAAAAAAAUCUAUAUAGAGGGAAAGAUUUUUCUUUUCCCCAAGAGUUACUUUUCGUCCUUGAGGAGGGACUUAACUUUACUAUAUUGUUUUACUAAUUUCUGACAUUUAUUAGAAACAUAUAUAUUCAAUCCUAAACAUCAUUUUGUCAGCGAAUCCACAGCCGUAUUUGGAUUAUAGGCACUAUUUUGUCACAUUACACCAAUUACCAUUGUUUUACAACUAGGGUGAUGUUAAGGCUUAAGCUUAUAGAGCUUUAUAUUCAUAAAAUAAUAUGCAAUUUAUUCAAAGCUGUAAAAGGGAGGAAACUUCUGUUCUAGCAAAUUCACUCAAUGUUGGUUUCAACUCUAUAUAGGUUAUUAAUGGAGCUUUUUCUUUUUUCAAUUUGCCAAGAUGGAAAUGAAUAAAAUAGAAUAGAAUUUAUUUCAUUUUACGGUAAUUUUUCUACGUUGUACAUGGUUGGAAAAAGUUAUUUUCCCUUUUAAAGUUGUGUUAAUUCCUUACAAAGAUAAUUGUAGGGGAUGGUCCUUUUAGGGCAUUGGAACAUUUUGAAUUUAUUCAUCUACAUUGUAUGAAAUACAUAUGUUUGAUUAAUAUCCAUAUUUUUCUCUUAUAUUUUUUUUUAAAUCUGAAAACACAGAUGGAUAUUAGAGGUUAUGACGCUAGGUAUAUGUUUUUUAUUCAGUCGUGCAUUUAUUUACGGUGAUGCAUGUUGAUGUUUUUUCAUUCAGCAGUCAUGCAUAUAGCUUAUAUUUUUGUAUUUACUUUAUCCUUCCGGUUCAACUUAAUUGUUAAAAUAUGUAGUAUUUUACAAAUAUGUUGUUAUUGUGAAAAUUCAUUAAAAUACAGGGUUUCUUU